Molecule: messenger RNA, 810 nt
Organism: Acanthosepion pharaonis
Lineage: Eukaryota; Metazoa; Mollusca; Cephalopoda; Sepiida; Sepiidae
Source: the annotation of a GenBank genome assembly
AUGUGUAUAUUUACCACUAAUAUUAUCUAUCUAUCUAUCUAUGUCUCUAUCUAUCUAUGUCUCUAUCUAUCUAUCUAUCUAUCUAUCUAUCUAUCUAUCUAUCUAUCUAUCUAUAUACAUUGGAUCAAAUUCUAUCUAUCUAUGUCUGUUCAUAUCUAUCUAUCUAUCUAUCUAUCUAUCUAUCUAUCUAUCUAUCUAUCUAUGUCUGUUCAUAUCUAUCUAACUAUGCCUAAUUCAUUAUUUAUUUAUGACGGUCUAUCUAUCUAUCUAUCUAUCUAUCUAUCUAUCUAUGUCUGUUCAUAUCUAUCUAUCUCGGUUUGUUCAUAUCUAUCUAUCUAUACACACAAACACACACACGCGCCAAAGUUAAUUCUUAGAUCCAUCCUUCUAUCUAUGUCUAUUCCAUGUAUCUUCACAUCUAUCUAUCUAUCUAUCUAUCUAUCUAUCUAUCUCAAAGCUAAGUCUCUGCUUUCUCUCUCUCUAUCUAUCUCUCUCUCUCUCUCUCUCUCUCUCUCUCUCUCUCUAUCUCUAUCUAUCUCAAAGCUAACUAAGUCUCUGCUUUCUCUCUUUAUCUAUCUAUCUAUCUAUCUAUCUAUCUAUCUCAAAGCUAAGUCUCAUCUUUGCUUUAUCUAUCUAUCUAUCUAUCUAUCUAUCUCAAAGCUAAAUCUCUACUUUCUUUCUUUAUCUAUCUAUCUAUCUAUCUAUCUAUCUAUCUCAUUCUCUUCACAUCUACGUAUCUAUCGCAUAUCUAAGUCUCGUCUUCGCUUUCUAUAUAUAUCUAUCUAUCUAUCUGUCUAUCUAUGUAUAUAA